This is a messenger RNA of Olea europaea var. sylvestris, 1461 nucleotides long. RefSeq names its product transcription factor MYB41-like. The transcript is spliced from 2 exons. The record is from RefSeq and is a predicted model, not a curated record. Lineage: Eukaryota; Viridiplantae; Streptophyta; Magnoliopsida; Lamiales; Oleaceae. The coding region runs from base 607 to 1164 and encodes 185 amino acids.
AUUUUUUAUCCAAAACUUUUGAGCUGACAAAGUGUCUGCUUAUCCGCUAUUCAUUUCUAUCCAUUUAUAAUUUAAGUGUUUAUAAACGGUUCCAAAUAUGAAUCUAAAUUUGGAUGAACCACCCGUUGCAUCUUGAUAUAACAGGAAGUACUUCCCUCUAAUUGUAGCAUAAAAAGUAGAAAAUGUGCUGCAAUCUUCAUACAUUGUUUAUGCAUACCAUUCUAUCACAUCUUUAUGCCAACAUAUUGCCCAUCAUUAGUCUUCACUGAAGAGAAUCUGUCUCUAUUGGAAAAUUUUGGAAGUUUAAGCUCUUAAUCUUAUUUACUGUGCAAGAAGUGUUUUAUAGAUAUACUUGAAUGGUGGUUCUUGUUUCGUCCCUUUAUAGGUCUUCUUCGGUGUGGGAAGAGUUGCAGACUACGAUGGACAAACUAUCUUAGGCCAGACAUUAAACGAGGUCCCUUUAGUCCCGAAGAAGAGAAGCUUGUCAUACAACUCCAUGGAAUUCUUGGAAACAGAUGGGCUGCCAUUGCUGCUCAACUACCCGGAAGGACGGACAAUGAAAUCAAGAACUUGUGGAACACCCAUCUGAAGAAGCGUCUGGUUCAGAUGGGCAUUGAUCCCCAGACUCACGAGCCUUCUUCGACCUCUAACGGUUUUCUCAAACAACUCCCUGCGUCUUCUUCUACUCGUCACAUGGCACAAUGGGAGAGCGCUAGGCUUGAAGCUGAAGCUCGCCUUUCAAAAGAAUCACGACUCUUGAUCCCAUUGUCCGUGGGGAAAUCUGAUUCUGAUUUUUUCCUGCGCUUGUGGAAUUCCAAGGUGGGUGAUGAAUUUCGAAAGUUAGAGAAGGGAGAAGAGAAAACAGCUUGUCAAAGUGCAGUCUCGUCUUCAUCAACAAAAUGUGAAUCCAUUUCAGGUUCCAAAACAGAAAUGGCACCUGCUGCAGCGGGUUCUUCGGCUGCAGGGAGCAAUGAAGAUGAUGAUACAGACUGCAAAUCCUACACCGAGGAUGUCGUCCCACCAUCAGAUUCAUCUUGCUCCAAUGAAUUGGAAGAUUCAUCUGAAUCUGCAUUACAACUUCUUUUAGACUUCCCUCACAACAAUGACAUGAGCUUCUUGGGACAUAACGAUGACUCUAGCUCCAUAUCGUUUAACUUUUACUAGAAGUUAUUACAAAUUACUCUCCUGAAGCAUAUACAAAAAUCUGCCCCUCUGAAGGAUGACUUUUAAAAUUUUGGCUGCUGGUUUUUGUGCAUCUCCGGAUAUGGAGAAAUGCAGGGGAGAGUCGAUCUACCAAUGUAUUUGAUUAUCAUUUAUGGAGAUUGGAGAAAGUUUCUUCUUAUUGAAAAUUUACUAUAGUUUGUUACACGGAAUUUGCUUUACUCACAAGUCCAAAGCACCCUAACCACACGAGCAAUUGAAAAUAUAUCAAUUGCCUUAAUAAAACCAACAAAAAAAAAA